UAAUAUAACAGAAGAAGAAGAAACAGCUCUUCUGUAGUUUUAUGUCAUGAACUACAGUCUAUGGUCAUGAACCGGACUGAAAGCGAUGUGGUCCCUGCCGGGGUCCAGAGUGUCCCUCUCCCGGACUCUCAGACGGACUUCCCCGGUGCACCGUACUCCGUGUCGGUCCUGAAACCCGGGUACUGCCGCCCUCAGCCGGACGGGACGUUCAGAGCUGACGGGACCAUCUCCCUGAUAACUGGACCCCGGACCAUCCUGGUGGACACGGGGGGGCCGUGGGACCGGGACUUUCUCCUGAAGACCCUGAAAGACAGAGGUCUGGACCCGGGGGACGUGGACAUGGUGGUGGGUACCCACGGACACUCUGACCACGUGGGAAACCUGAGUCUGUUUGCGGAUGCGGUAGUGAUAGUCGGAUAUGACGUCAGUGAAGGGGACACGUACCGACCAAACAAACUGUCAGAGGGAGAAACGUUCCGCGUGGACGAGCACGUGUCUGUACUUCCCACUCCGGGACACACGGCACAGGACGUCAGUGUGCAGGUGAAGGGAACCUCUGCAGGCACGGUGCUCAUUGCUGGGGACUUAUUUGAGUGCUGCUCAGACGAGGACAGCUGGAGGGAUCUGAGUGUGAACACUGCAGUACAGGAGGUGAGCCGCCAGGAGGCGCUGCGCACUGCGGAUGUGAUCAUCCCUGGUCACGGACUCCCAUUCAGGGUUCUGAGGAACUGAUACAGAAACAAGACGGAUUAUCUCAAGACCUGGACGAGUAUGGGAGGAGAUUUAUGACUGAAGAAAGAUUAGACGGAGGGAUGGACAUGUAUUCACUCAGAGGGAAACUCCUGAGGUACAAACUAAUCAUCUGACCACACGGACAGCAACACAUAGCUCUAGAUUCUCUUUCUUUAACAGCAUGCUCUCUUCUGCUGCUGCACAGAAAUAAAAAGGUUUAUUGAAAAAUAAUAUUUCUAUAUUGCAGCUCAGAUCUUUGAGAAGCAGAUUUUUCUGUUUUAUUCAAACGUCUUUAAACUAGAUUUGUGUGCAGCUGAGUCAUUUUCAUUUAAGUCUGACCCCAAAAAUAAAGACACUAUUUUCUGCU
Molecule: messenger RNA, 1099 nt
Organism: Notolabrus celidotus (New Zealand spotty)
Lineage: Eukaryota; Metazoa; Chordata; Actinopteri; Labriformes; Labridae
Gene: mblac1
Product: metallo-beta-lactamase domain containing 1
Exons: 2
Coding region: 61-732 (223 amino acids)
Source: RefSeq, a predicted model, not a curated record